AAGCUAAAGUUUCCUUUUCUCUACAGCAGUUUGUGUUGUGAGAAGUGUUACAAGUUGCUACUUGGUGAUUGUGUGUGUACUUGAUUAUUGUUUUGAAAAUACGUACAAAUAUAUAAAAUUACCAGUUUCAGCAAAAUGGACAACGUUCGUCGAAUACGAUGACUACAAAAGCAAUGCAUACCGGAAUAGCAUGACCUAGGAUUCAUAUAUCGGUGGCAUGGGCGUUUUCACAGGGGAUGAAGCGUAUAGCAUUCCCUAUAUCGCUCAUCUUCUUCACUCUUUACCCCAUGUGAACAUAAGCCUUCACCAUGUGAAUAGUUCCUUCGACCCCUAUAACCAAAUAUAUUUAGAGAGUCUUGGAAUUCUGGGAUCCAUACCAGCAGCACUCCUGAUCUUGACAUUACUACUUCUUCUUAUAUACCUCUUGACAAGAUGCUGCGACCGCAAGCCGCGACCGGCAAAGUCGAUAGCCGCCCUGAAGGUAAUCUUAGCCUGUGUAUCAGUUCUUUGCUGUGCCGCAGUUGGCUUAGGGCUAUACGGAAACGACGACCUCCAUAACGGCUUCACCCAGCUAAUGCAGGAGGCACGGCAAGUGAACAACGUGGUGGGAAAGAUCAGAAACCAGACGGAGCUUAUGGAACGCCAGCUCAGAGUACAGGCUUCCCAACAGUUGUUGGCCAUCAACGAUAUCUUCGAUGAGCCAGUGUCCAAUAUGACCCUUUACAAGGAAGCUAAAGGUUUCCUGCUGAGAGCAACAGAUAAUUGUUCCUUGGUGGCAAACGCUGCUGCCGACAUUAGGCAUCCUCUGAAUCUAGAUCUAACAGAGGAGAUUAGGGCAGGUGAACGUUUUGAGAUGGUGCGUUGGCCCUUAACGAUGGCUAUAUUGAGUGUACUUUUGAUACUUUGUGUAAUUUUGUUGGUGGGUGUGGCGAGACACAACAGAUGUGCCCUUAUCGCUUUUUCAGUGUGCGGACUAUUGGCCAUAAUAGCGUCUUACUUGAUGGCGAGUGUAUAUAUUUCUUCGGGGGUUGCUCUUGGUGAUCUUUGUAUGGCACCCGACAAAUUCAUCGAAGAUCGGGGAUAUACCGAACUUUCCAAAGAAAUAUUGAGAUACUAUACAAUAUGUGAGAGAGCCAGAGCUAACCCAUUCACUCAGCGACUGCGGGAGGCCAAAACAGCCAUUGAGAACGUGAGAACGAACCUUCAGAAACUGAGACUACCCGCAACCUAUUUAUUUCCCAAAAAGGGACUGGAUACCAAAUUCAGUUCUUUAAAAAAUGAAAUAAACUCAGCAGACGGCCUAGUCACCACCAUUACAGCAUUAGUUGAUUGUCGCACAUUCCACACACAUUUUCUACGGGGGGCGAAAGCCAUGUGUAAUGUUGGGCUCACAGGUUUAAGCAUGAUGUUGAUAUCAGCUCUAAUAGCUGGAUUUCUGUUAACUGUACUCGUGUGGGUUGACUCCCACACUUGGAUCUACAUCAGGAAAAAGAAAGACUACCAGGACCAUAAUGAGACUGACCCAUUUCUGCCUACAGCACAAGCCAGCCAGGCAGUUGCAGCUCGCACUCUACAACGGAGCCAAGGGUCGUCUUAUCCCCCAGACACUCCUCCCCCCAGCUACUCAUCCGCCUUGAUGUAUAACAGGGUGCAUGCAUCUGCCCCUCCCUUGCAUGAUGCUCAAAAUCCACUAGAUGGAUGUGACAACCGGCCAAACGAGCAACAUCAUAGAGGAGCCCAUCUGUCGCAUCUCCGCGGUCACACCCUUGGCAGAUUACCAUCACACCAUCACGACCCCAUCUUGGCAGGACCCAAUAAUGGAAAGUACGCGACUCUGAGCAAACAGUGCAAGACGCUAGAGAGCUCUGACUUUUACUGAGACAGGCCUGCCUGCAAGGAUUUCCCAAACUUCAAAGGUUUUAAGUUUGAUCAGCAGCAUCAACAUAAACGUUCGAUUCCUCGAAGUGCUUCCCAUCAGGAUGGCCAACAAAGGACUGCCAAUAUUCAGAAGUUUAGUACCCUGGGUAGGCGUCCCCUUCCACAAACACCGGACGAGAAGUCGCGCAAACAACCCUCAGUACCCAUGGUACCGAACACUAGCAUCGAGACACCGUUGAAUCCCGCUAAUUUUCGCUCUCUUCAAAGGGGUGCGUGGCAAGAUAGAACCAGCUCAUUCCAACCAAACACGCAGUUCCGAUCUCUUCAAAGGGGUGCGGGCGUUCAACACCAGUCCUCCCAUUCUCAAUUCAGGUCGGCCAAAAUACAAGACCAAGCGCACGAGGGUCCAGUUUAUGCCAAUAAUGAAACCGAACGUCAAUUGUAUGCUGUAACUGAAUUAUAAAUUUAUUUUUUAUGUUUGGGUAAUUGCAGGCAGGGAAAAUAUAAUAUAAUAGGUUUAUACCUCUUAUUCUAUUCUAUGUAAUAAUAGGAAAACCAAGUUUUUGUGAACAAAGCACAAAGCUUUUACGGAGGAAUUUUGAAGACUAGAAAAUUCAUACUUUCUCUCAUCUAGUCAAUUCAUGAUUUUUUUCAAUAAAAAAACGUAGUAAUUCAGGAAAAUGGUAGUACAUAGUUGAGAAAUAGACACUUUUUGUAUCAUGAACCCAAUUUGAUGAUUGCAAAAUUAAUUUAGUUUUCACAAAAGAGUCAGAGUGUCUUUCAAUCGAAUUUACAGAAAACAAAAAUUCUCUGCAGAAGAAAUUUUUGUACCAGUGCUCUCUAAAGUCAAGACGCACUUCUUUCAAAAAGACAAAUGUAGAAUAUAGUUGAAGAUUUUUUAGCCCAAUUCAAUAUCAUGAUGUUUUAUAUAGCGAAUAAUAUCAUCAUUAUUUAAUGAGAUGUUAAGGUACCGAGUUAACAUUAGAAUGUCGGGUGCAGUAAUGAUCUCCCCUACCAUAGCAGUACGAAAAAGACGCAGUCAUCUGCUGUGAUACGUAACGGCGCCACAACUUUUUUACGAAAUAUAAUCCAAUUCAAGCUAUUAAUCAUCACAUAUUGCUUCUUAUCUUAAUCUUUUCUGUUAUUUAUCAAUGAGUUAAAUUUUUUGUACCUAACUAUAGUCGUCCCAAUUUUUCACCAAAAUCACUUCAUUUAGAAUAAUCCAGAGAUAUGGAUCUGAUAUUUACCUUGAAAUAUAAUAAUUAAUACUUUUAAGACCUUUGCCAUAUAAAUGGGAUCAAAAAUUCUCGGAGUAGAUAGGCGUAUAGUCAAUGGAUGAUUAGCCAAGUAACGCAAUAACCUAAGUCUCUCAUAGAUAGUAAAACUCUCAAACCUCAUCGUCGUUGAUGUAUUGUUCGUUUUGUAAAUAAUAAUGUGUAUAAAAACUUUUCCUCAUGAAAGUUAUCAGUGUCGAAAUAACUCAACUCGAGGUAACACAUUCAUUUACUGAAAAAUUGAUCUGAAGUCAAUACCUAUCUAAUAUGACUGAAUUUUACACUAAUUUUCAUUUCGAAAACAAUAAAGAUACAAAUGGAUUCUUGAAUAUUUUUCAUUGUUGAAUUUGUUACUACUAUGUGACAUGCAUUUCAAUGUUCUGUAUUAUCAAACAGGAUUCACUCAAAUGACUCUUCUAUAAAUAUACAUAAUAUAAGGAACAUAAAACCUUUGAAUGUGUGUGAAGUAGCAUUAAUUUCCAUUUUUAGGAUAAGGUAGCAUAUGAAUAAAAGUAAAAUAUUUCGUAGUGACUUGGUGUUGAAUUUGUGAUAAAUUGCCAAAAACUUUAUAAUAGACUUCUAUUUAUUUACAGAUUCAAGUAAUCUAAACCAUUUAGGUCAUUAUUCAGAAGUUCGAUAAUUCAUUCCCAAAGAUAAAAAUUUCCCCUUUUAUUGAAAUUACAUUUGAAAAAUUCAUUUAUUGGUUGUCAAAAUUCCUUUCAUAUUAUAUUCACAAAUAUACUGCUAUUGAUACAAAAUUGCUUGUAUCAUAUCUUUCUGUGAAUGAAAAAGGUGUGUUUUAUAAAAGUUAUAUAACUUUUACAUUUUAUCAUCAAUGUUAUUAUGAGUUCUUCCUUCGAAAUGCUGCAUUCUUUAUGUUUGCAUUUUGUAUAUCGAUUUAUUGGCCUGCAAGCUGAUUUUUCAUGUUUUCAAUGUAUUAUAUUCAAUACUUCAUGUAAAUGCCAUAUUUUGUAAAGUUCAAGAAUACUUUUCACGAACUCUUAAGUCAUUGUAAAAGUUAUGUAUUUAAUAAAAAAGGAUUAUUAAAU
Coccinella septempunctata (seven-spotted ladybird) is the source of this 4201-nucleotide messenger RNA. Its product is annotated as protein tweety. The coding region runs from base 218 to 1879 and encodes 553 amino acids. Gene Ontology annotation, molecular function: intracellularly calcium-gated chloride channel activity; volume-sensitive chloride channel activity. The record is from RefSeq and is a predicted model, not a curated record. Gene Ontology annotation, cellular component: plasma membrane. The transcript has 7 exons. Lineage: Eukaryota; Metazoa; Arthropoda; Insecta; Coleoptera; Coccinellidae.